Messenger RNA from Asparagus officinalis (garden asparagus), 2166 nucleotides. RefSeq names its product protein MICRORCHIDIA 6-like. The coding region runs from base 91 to 2082 and encodes 663 amino acids. The transcript has 19 exons. The record is from RefSeq and is a predicted model, not a curated record. Gene Ontology annotation, cellular component: nucleus. Gene Ontology annotation, molecular function: ATP hydrolysis activity. Lineage: Eukaryota; Viridiplantae; Streptophyta; Magnoliopsida; Asparagales; Asparagaceae.
UUUCGAUCAAAUUAAAUAAAAAAUUGCUCGCUUGCCGGAGUCGCUCUUCACCGCCCAAGUACCCCUUUUCUCCAUUUCUCCACUCUAGAUAUGGAGAUGAGCUUUUCUAACUUCAUUGAUUUGUCCAACGAUGAUGAAAUGGAACUAAGAGAAGUAGUUAGGCCUGAUUUCACCCCAAAUCUAAUUCAGAUGAGCCCAAGUUUUAUUACUUUACACGUUCAGCCAGAAUUUGAAGGCCAUGCCAUUACACAAGGUUCUAAGGAACAUGAAAAUCCAUAUGGAUAUCCUAUUAGUUCGUGUGUAACUGACAUAAGGGGUUUAUUUGAUAAUGGGUUGCCCAAUCUAGCUUCGUUGCCUUGUUCUUCGCCAAUGUGCAGGCAAUUCUGGAAAGCUGGAGAUUAUGAAGCUGGACUACCUCAUGGACCCAUCUCCCAGAAUGGCCUGAAUCGUUUACGUGUUCAUCCCAAAUUUCUCCACUCAAAUGCUACCUCACACAAGUGGGCAUUUGGCGCCGUGGCAGAACUACUAGAUAAUGCAAUUGACGAGGUAGGAAACGGGGCCUCUUUUGUUGCUAUAGAUAAGAUCACAAACCUGAGAGAUGGAAAUCCUGCAUUGCUGAUUCAAGACGAUGGAGGUGGAAUGGAUCCAGAACGUUUACGACAUUGCAUGAGCUUUGGAUUUUCUGACAAACUAUCAGAUUCCUCCAUUGGACAGUAUGGAAAUGGGUUCAAGACCAGCACAAUGCGACUUGGGGCAGAUGCAAUUGUCUUUAGCCGUUGCAUGGAUAACAGGAAUAUAACUCAAAGUAUUGGGCUACUUUCCUAUACCUUUCUGAGGCAAACUGGCUCCCACGAUAUUGUGGUACCCAUGGUGGACUAUGAAAUUGACCCAUUAACGGGUUCAUUGAAGCGAUUACUACGAUAUGAUGAAAAGCACUUCUGCUCUAAUUUGUUGACUCUUUUAAAAUGGUCGCCUUAUGCUACAGAAGCUGAGUUGCUAAAGCAAUUCGAUGACAUGGGCCAUCAUGGUACAAAAGUUAUUGUGUUCAAUCUGUGGUUCAAUGAUGGUGGGGAUAUGGAACUCGACUUUGACACUGAUGCUGAGGAUAUCAUGAUCAGUGGAGCACCCAAAGUAAUGGAGUCAAAAAAUACUAUGAAGAUGCUGAGACAAACUCAUUCUGCAACUAGAUUUCGUUAUUCUCUUCGUGUCUAUUCGUCCUUCCUAUAUCUGCAUCUGCCGACAAAUUUUAGAAUAAUUUUGCGUGGCCAAGUGGUUCAACCCCACCACAUAAUCAAUGAUCUCAAUUUUAUUGAAUGUAUCAAAUAUAAACCACAAGUUUAUGGAAUCGAAGAGCCUAGCAUCAUCACGACCAUUGGAUUUUUGGAGGGUGCUCCAUCUAUUGGUAUUCAUGGAUUCAAUGUCUAUCACAAAAAUCGUCUUAUACUGCCCUUUUGGCCUGUAAUCAGCACGACAAAUGGUAAAUGCAGAGGUGUUGCUGGAGUGCUUGAGGUGAACUUUAUGAAGCCUACACACAACAAACAAGAUUUUGAGAGGUCAAAUCUUUAUGACAGGCUUGAAACCCGCUUGAAAGAUAUGGCAGUAGAAUACUGGAACUACCACUGUCAUUUGAUCGGAUUGAACCCACUUAAAAAACCUGGGCUUUCACCAGUUCAACCUUUUGCCCCUCAGAUGCUUCAGCCAGGAAGACAUAAUGGGUUCAAGAGUGUCGUGUUUCCUUUCCAGCAGCUUUGUCACCCAGGAAUUGAUUGUCAUACAAGAAUGGAGGAGAGCUCUAAUGUUUCAGGUGCUGAAUUUCCCGCUAGAUGUUCACAGGUCCCAGCAAUUAAAGCUCAUCUUUCAGCAGACGGACAGGUUGUUACUUCAUCAACAGGACAGUUUACUGACCCCUGUGACGAUCUGCAAACAGAACCACCUAGGAAAAGGAGACACGAGAACCAUACUGAUACCGUGGAAAGGUCAAAGAAGCAGGUGACACCUGGUGAAAUUGCAGGCGGACUUGGAAGCAAUCAAAAGAGUCAGGUGCCUCGAAUUGGAAAAGAUAGAGAAGAAUCUUUUGAUUAAGGUUCAAAAGCUUAGGGACGAGCUGCCAAGAGGUUCAGCAGUACGCAUGAUGGCCUGCUGCCGAGCUCAAAUUCAACGGACAAG